Haemonchus placei is the source of this 420-nucleotide messenger RNA. NCBI's taxonomy places the organism in Eukaryota, Metazoa, Nematoda, Chromadorea, Rhabditida, Trichostrongylidae. The record is from the annotation of a GenBank genome assembly.
AUGUUACAGAGACAUCCUGGAUAUUUGUGGCGAUGGCUUGUGAUUGCCCUCAUUGAUGUUGGUCUUAAUGCACCGGAGAAUCUGUCACGACUAGGUCUCAUUCUCGGUAUCAUCGAGUAUAACGACGACGAACUAUUCUACAUUUACAGGAUCAUGGCCCAGGUCCCCUACUACCUUCAAUUUGGUUUCAAUGGUUUCUAUUUGGUGUUGUUCAUUUACGACAAAUCCACGCGACCACAGCGGAGGCGGUUAAUUGAAAGUUUUAGCGCUGAUCAUCACAAUACCGAACGACCACGAGAUACUCUCGGUUCCUUGCGUUGUCGUGCGUCUGGCAACGAACUUCCCUUUUCGGAGCUGCACCCUGUUGAGUGCAACUCUAUGUGUGAUUCUGGAAUUGAAGAUGAACCGGGUCGCUGCUAA